Molecule: messenger RNA, 1895 nt
Organism: Maylandia zebra (zebra mbuna)
Lineage: Eukaryota; Metazoa; Chordata; Actinopteri; Cichliformes; Cichlidae
Source: RefSeq, a predicted model, not a curated record
CACUCCCUCUGGUUAUGAGCUCCGCUCAUUUUCAGGAAACUCUCCAAAACCCCCUAAUGAGGUAGAGUACAGGGUAUGGCGACUUAGAGCUAAACAGGUACUAAAUGACUCUACCCUUUCCGAAGGGCAGCAGCGCCGUGUUUUCCUCGAUAGCUUGGCUAGCCCUGCUUUGAAUGUGGCCCUUUCUAUUGGGUCUCAAGCACCACCAAAAGACUAUCUCGAUGAGCUUGACAAGGCUUAUGGCAAUGUCACUGGAGGUGAAGAGCUGUAUAUCCAGUACCUAGAGACUCAUCAGAAUAGUGGAGAAAAGGCAUCUGAUUACUUGCGCCGACUCCAGACGUUGCUGCAGGAGGUAGUUGACGGUAAUGGCAUACCUAGAAGUGAUUUUGAUGUUCAGCUACUAAAGCAGUUCCUCAGAGGUUGCUGGGAUGACUCUCUAAUUGCCACUCUGCAUCUAAAAGAAAUAGUGGGAUCUGCACAUCAUGUUAUUCCCACUUUCUCAGAGCUGCUUUUUAAAAUCAGAACACAUGAGAAAGAGAGUCAGUUAAAAGAAAUGCGCAGGAGACGUUACAUGAGCGGCACCUCAACUAAAGUGCAGGCUCGAACACUCGUAGCCACAGAUGACGGCAGGCCUUCUGGCACCCUCCCACAGCGCUGGAUGCUUGUACCAGAGAGCAACUGGAGGAAAAGAAAAAAAAAGAGGAGUGGAGGAAGUAUGUUCGCCCCCUUGUACAUGCUUAUAACUGUACAAAACAUGACGCAACUGGAGAAGCGCCCUUCCUUCUGAUGUUUGGUAGAGAGCCACGCCUUCCGAUUGAUCUCUGUUUUGGACAUAGUCCACGUGGCCACAGCACCAGAACACAUAUUCAGUAUGUACGAGAACUAAAGAGUAGGCUGAAGUAUGCAUACGACCUAGCCUCAAGAAAUGCUGAGAAGAGACAAUUGUUGAACAAAAGACGCUGGGAUGCUAAGGUUACUGCCCUUCCAUUGGAAGUGGGUGACAGAGUCCUGGUAAGGAAUCUGAGCCUAAGAAAGAAACACAAAAUCUCUGAUAAGUGGGAGCCUAUUGUGCACAUCGUUGUUAAGCAGACGGAUGAGUCUAUCCCGGUUUAUGUGAUUAGGCCAGAGGAUGCAGAGGGCAGAGAGCGAGUUCUGCAUCGUGACAUGCUUCUUCCCUGUGGGUUCCUACCGGUUAACCUGCAAUGUGACAGUCAGGAUGUGCUAACCAGUUCGGUUCAACCUCUCAUGAGAGUGGAUGCAGGGAGCAACACAGAAGAAACUCGGCUGGAGGAGGAGUUUGGGCAAGACGAGGAAAUAAACUUUACAUCCAGCCAAUUUCCUGACAAUGACUUGUUGGCGGAUCAAAGGGAUGUUCUGGGAGAACAGGAGGCGUCCCAGCCACAGUAUCCUCUGAAUCCUGGGGCACCUGAAUUCAUUGUAGAUCUGACAGGAUCGGAGACAGCAAACGAUGAGGAGGUGCUCAGCCCAGCCCCAACAUGUGGUAGGCCACAAAGGAGGAGAGUGCCACCGGCUUAUCUCAGUGACUAUCAGGUCGGCUACAAAGUCGAUUGUAAGCAUCACAGUUCCAAUGUGCCGAUGACACUUGCAUUGCUCAAUAACUUUUUCCUGUCAUUACAACAACAGAUUGCUGGGUUAGUGCAAUCUCUGUCGGGUGAUAGUGACGGGGACGUCACACUUUAAGCAGGGGUGGAUGUAACCCAGUGUUAAUUUGGUUAUCUAGCGGGAGGGGCUAUGAGCUCACGUGGCUUGUAGCUGUGCCAGAGAGCAAGCUGGGGUGAGCUAGCGGGGAAUAUCGCCUUCUGCAGUAGCCUUGAAAAGGACUAUUGUUCGUUCUCCUGCCAGACGCUUCGCUGCUGUGCUGCCUUACUGCUGUG